AAUCUAAAAAAAAAAACUUUUUUAAACCAGUAAAAUAAUUAAUAAAAAGAACAAUAUAAAACAUGUUAAAAACUAUAAAAUUAACAACAACAUUAACAAUUGUGUUCCUAAUUUUAAUAAAAAAUGUUGCACAAAUUGCAAGUUCUGCAGCCAAUACUAAUUUUGCAACAUUUGAAGAAAACAACAAAAAUAACGAUGAAACGCAUCGCUUAACAAAGCGCAUGGACUUGGAAUCAUGUUUAGGCCAAUUUGAUGUUCAUAAAAACACCAUCAUACGUACGGGUGAAUCACAGGCUAUUGGCGGUAAAUAUCUACAGGGUAUAGAACUGGAAACGAUGGAAGAAUGUCAACGUUUAUGCUGUGAAACGGAUUCAUGUGAUGUUUAUAUAUUCGAAAGUAAAAAAGAUGGUUACUGUUAUCUUUUCGAAUGUGGUACACCGGAAAAUUUCCACUGUAAAUUCACCCGUCAUGCUAAUUACACAAGUGCCGUGCUAACACCUGUUCUACGGCCAGUAAAUGAGGUAACAACAGCACGACCGCCACCGGCAACACAUUUGGCGCACAGUAUUACUUCGAAUAUAUCGCAGCAGGAAUGGGAAUUGUCGAAUUUAAAAAUGAAACCGGAAGUAAAAGAAAAAACUAAUGAUUUGCCACUAAGCGAAGGUGGGGCUAUGAAUAGUCUCAAUAGCAAUAAUAAGAAAUCAUUGGCCGGAGUAGAAGCUGGUCUAAUGCAAAAAGUUAAUACUUCAGUCCAAUGUGGACGUUUUCAGUUUGCUUGUCACUCCGGUGAAUGUAUUGCUGUCUAUAAUGCCUGUGAUGGUAUACCUCAAUGUGAGGAUGGCAGCGAUGAAGGUCCCGAAUGUUCGGGAGCCAAUAAUAAUAUGAAUACAAAUGUCAAAACUUUACAAGAUACUGUAGUUGCAAAUAAAGUGAUGACAGCUUCCUCUAUUUCUCAGUAUCCAGCUUCAUCUUUGGCUCAACAAACACCUCAGCAACAAUUGCAGAGCAUGCAACAGCAACAUUCUCAAAGUCCGGCCAUAAUACCGUCUGUAGGUUUGGUUAACAAUCGUGAAGAUCCCAAUGUUUGGGAAUCACGUAAAAUUGUCUCUGGUUCACAAACACAUGUCGCUGGCAAUGGAAAUAUAGGUAACCCAGAAUCUUCAAAUCUCAAUCAACUGACAGCUCAACAACAACUACAACAGCAGCAACAACAACAGCAACAAGGUGAUAGUUUUACAUCUUAUGUCAACAAUCGUAAUCAAAAUAAUGCUGUUUAUGGUGUAGGCUCCUCUACAUUGGAGCAAAGUGGUCUCUAUAUGCCUCAUGUGGCUCAAGAAGUACCCAGUAAUGUUUAUGUUGGCCAACAACAGCCGCAACAACAACAACAACAUAUUUUAUUACCACCUCCUCCUCCACCUCCACCAGCUCCUCUUAAUUCCAAUUGGCAACAACAGGCAAUUUUGAAUCAGCAAAAGCAACAGCAACAACAAAAACUUGCUGCUCAAUCAAUAUCAUCACAACAACAGCAAUCACUGCCUGAAGUUUCCUCAUCUUAUGUGGGACAAAAUGAAGCUAUUCCACAGCAGCAGCAGCAACAAACCCAAUUGACAAAUACUGUGGUGGUUCAGCAACAACAAUCUGCCCAAAAUUUGGUGCCUUCUUUAAUACAACAACAGCCAGCUGUUCAAACUCAAGGAGUUACGCUUAAUAAUGGAGCAGCUAAUAAUGAACAAAAAUUAGAAGAUUCUGAUGAAUAUGAAGAUUCGGAGGAAAAAUCUACUGAGCCACCGAAGAAGCACAAGCACAAAAAAGUUAAAUCUAAAUCUAAAGAUUCCCAGAAAUCCAAAGACGAUCACGACGAUACAAAAUCCCACAUGAACUCUAUAAAAAAUGUAAAAUCUGCCAUUUCUCCAGUACAUGAACAAUACGAAAUAAUUCAUCAAAAUAUGGCUCUAGAAUUUCGUGAUCACGACGGACAGUCUGAGAGGCCGGGUGGAGCGGUUUUAUCUCUUACCUUAGGUCUGUUAAUAACAGCAGCUUUAGCUAUUUUAAUUGGUUGUCGCAUGCGAACUGUCGGUAGGCGGGCACGACGUUUGGGCGGAAAAACACCUUAUUCACAUGAAGCCGAUUUUUUGGUGAAUGGAAUGUAUUUGUAAAAACAAAAAAGUGUUUCUUUUUUAUAUUGGCUUCAAAUUAAUAUA
Lucilia cuprina (Australian sheep blowfly) is the source of this 2201-nucleotide messenger RNA. Its product is annotated as myb-like protein K. The transcript has 5 exons. Gene Ontology annotation, molecular function: protein binding. The coding region runs from base 63 to 2156 and encodes 697 amino acids. Lineage: Eukaryota; Metazoa; Arthropoda; Insecta; Diptera; Calliphoridae. The record is from RefSeq and is a predicted model, not a curated record.